GUAGUGAUGUAAUAUGUCUCUCUCAACAGAAACGUCAUCAGCAUGUUUGCAACAGCGGAGGGUCUUUUAACACAGCAGGAUCACCUCAACUCUGACGGUCUGCAGGAAGUUUUUGCCACAAACCUGUUUGGUCAUUUUCUCCUGGUCAGGGAACUGGAGCCUCUGUUGUGUGAGGCGGGUCACACAUCACGUGUCGUGUGGACCUCUUCAAGUAACGCCCGCCGCACUGCCUUCAGCAUUGAGGAUAUCCAGCACAAAAAUGGGACUGAGCCCUACAGCUCCUCCAAGUAUGCCUCGGACAUGCUCAGUGUGGCCCUCAAUAGACACAAGAACAGUCAGGUUUGUUUUUGCACACGCGGCACUUGAACAUCACUGCAAACGCAUUAAAGCG
Molecule: messenger RNA, 391 nt
Organism: Hippocampus comes (tiger tail seahorse)
Lineage: Eukaryota; Metazoa; Chordata; Actinopteri; Syngnathiformes; Syngnathidae
Product: 3-keto-steroid reductase-like
Exons: 2
Coding region: 43-366 (107 amino acids)
Biological process (GO): cholesterol biosynthetic process
Cellular component (GO): endoplasmic reticulum membrane
Molecular function (GO): 5-alpha-androstane-3-beta,17-beta-diol dehydrogenase (NADP+) activity; estradiol 17-beta-dehydrogenase [NAD(P)+] activity; 3-beta-hydroxysteroid 3-dehydrogenase (NADP+) activity
Source: RefSeq, a predicted model, not a curated record